AUGGCCAGUCGUCAGCAGCGGCAGCGGCAGCAGCAGCAGCAGCAACAACAGCCGCAAAAUGUGACAGCCUUUAGCCAAAAUCAGCCAACUGCAUAUAAACCACAGCAACAACAACAACAGCAGCAACAGCAGCAACAGCAGCAGCAGCAGCAACAGCAACAAGCAGUGCAACAAGUGCGUGCAGCAAACAUGACAUGUGACAUGUGUUGGCUAGCGGGUGGCCAGCAAACGCGACAUCUUCUAGCUGCUGGCGCUGCACCUGAGCAGCAACAACAACAGCAGCAGCAACAUCGAAUGACGAAUGACAAGACAUGCAAACGAGUUUGGUCCUGUGGCUGUGCCUGGGCACGGCUCAGACCGACAGCAGCAACCUGUUGCCAGCAACAGCAGCAGCAGCAGCAACAGGAGCAGCAGCAGCAACAGCUACACGGCAGCAGCAACAUAAGCCGACAUAAAUCCAUUAAAGCCGUACAAAUUCCAACUGCAGCAGCAACGGCAGCAACAAUAAAAAUAAACAACAGACAGCAGCAACAGCAGCAGCAGCAGCAGCAGCAGCAGCAACAGCAACAACAACGAGCAGCGCCCGAAAACGCAAAAUGCCACGAAGAUAUCGCUGGCAUUUCCAGGCGCAUGCAACAGAUCCAAGUCCGGGUCCGGGUCCAGGUCCAGGGUCCAGACAGAGGCACAGGCCAAAAGCCCCAGCUCAAUAAAUUUUUAUCGCAUGUGUGCCUCAGUGCGUGUGCCUUUGUCGCACGUGACCGCUGUAAGCAGCAGCAGCAGCAGGUACAACAACAACCUGCUGCCGGCAGGCAAGCAAGAGCCACCGUUGCUGUUGCCGCCUCUUGCAAGAUCAUAAUUCACACGCUGCAAUCGAAAAGCAAUAAAAGGCGAGCAGCGGCAAGUGGCCAUCAUCAUAAACGGCACGAUUUCGAGGCAAGACGCCCGGCCACAACAGCAACAACAGAAGGCAGCAGCAACACGAGCGAUAAAUCGACGCAGGGACAACAGGUGUCCAAUAACAACAGCCACAGCAGCAGCAACAGCUGA
Molecule: messenger RNA, 1047 nt
Organism: Drosophila montana
Lineage: Eukaryota; Metazoa; Arthropoda; Insecta; Diptera; Drosophilidae
Product: adenylate cyclase, terminal-differentiation specific-like
Exons: 5
Coding region: 1-1047 (348 amino acids)
Source: RefSeq, a predicted model, not a curated record